Molecule: messenger RNA, 2119 nt
Organism: Pseudomyrmex gracilis
Lineage: Eukaryota; Metazoa; Arthropoda; Insecta; Hymenoptera; Formicidae
Product: facilitated trehalose transporter Tret1-2 homolog
Exons: 7
Coding region: 362-1939 (525 amino acids)
Biological process (GO): transmembrane transport
Cellular component (GO): membrane
Molecular function (GO): transmembrane transporter activity
Source: RefSeq, a predicted model, not a curated record
UGAAAAAAGCUGCGGCGGUGCGUCAUCAUCAACAACACAAUCUCGGCGACUUCUCUCUCGAUUCGAUCUGUCUUGGACGCACAACGUGUUUGGAGCACGUGCGCGCGAGGACUUUGAUGCAUAUAUACCUGAAGCGAUUAUCGCGGACGAGAGUAAUAUUAGCGAACAUUAGUCGCGUCGAUGAGAAAUUUCUUGCGGGAUGAUACGAGAGAUGCGGAGUGUCUUCGUUGAUGUCUGUGCGCGCAUCGAUAUGAAAGCAAGACAACAAUGAAGUUUGUGUGUAAAAAAUUUAAAAAGAAGAAUAUAUAAUCUACCACUACCCGAAUUCGCAGCUGAUAAUAGCAAGACACUGGUCUGCGCGAUGAUCGCUCGAGAAACGAGAGUCUGGUGGAAGCUUUUUCACUUCGACGACAAGAAAGGUAUCCUCGCAGGCUUGGCCGCUCAUUCCGGCCAGAUUUCCGUCGGAUUGUCUCAAGGAUAUAGCGCGAUCCUGAUACCGAAGCUGAUCGAGUCAAACUUCGCCGAUCAAUCACAGGCAUCAUGGGUCGCCUCCCUUGGCGUUGUCUCAAAUCCCCUUGGUGCCCUUGUCGCUGGACUCUGCGCCGAAUGUUUCGGCCGUAGAUUCGCGAUCGCUCUGGCCACGUUGCCGCACGUCGUCGGCUGGCUGCUAAUUGCGUUAUCGAGAAACUUACCAAUGUUAUACGCCGGCAGAUUCAUCAGCGGUAUCGGAACCGGCAUGGCCAAUGGACUCUAUCUCUACGUUAGCGAAACAGCAGCACCCGAUCAAAGAGCGUGGCUCGCGAGCUGCGGACCAGUUCUAGUCUCUUUGGGUGUUCUAAUGGUGUACAUUCUGGGUGCCAUCACGACGUGGCAAAAGGCGGCCGCCAUCAGCAUCGGACCCGCGAUCUUGUCGCUCGCGUUAAUACGGAUACUGCCGGAGACUCCUGCCUGGCUGAUCUCGCGGGGUCGAACAAACGAGGCCAAGGAGGUUCUUUUGUGGCUUCGAGGUCCCGGACUGAACGUCGACAAGGAGUAUCAGGAACUUUGCGAGGCAAACGCGAAGCGAAAAGAAAAGAAAGAGAGUCUACUGCGAGCACUGCAUAUGCCCAACAUCUGGAAACCGUUUCUGAUACUUCUCAUUUUUUUUGUGCUUCAACAACUCUCCGGUAUUUACGUGAUUCUCUUUUACGCCGUGAGCAUGCUCAAAGACACGGGCAUAGACGUGAACGAGUACGCCGCAAGUGUCGGCAUAGCUGUUAUCAGACUGUUUGCAUCGAUCUUUGGCGCUGCGUUGGCCAAUCACUUCGGCAGAAAGUCUUUGACUUUUGCCAGUAGUUUCACAAUGGCCGUCGCGGCCAGCGGGAUCGCUCUUUCCUUCAGGUUUGAUCUUCCAUCGUGGAUGUUGUUACUUUGCAUCGGCAUCCACGUAGGCGCAUCUAUGAUCGGUUUCCUCACGUUACCAUGGGUGAUGACUUCGGAAUUAUAUCCGCUGAGGUUUAGAGGUGGCUUAGGUGGUCUCACGACCGGUAUUGUGCAAAUACUGACAUUUGCCACGAUCAAAACGUAUCCAGAUCUGAACGCCGUGAUCGGUCUGGAAUUUACGAUGUGGAUAUUCGGCAUAGCCGGUCUGUUAGGCGCUAUCUUUGCGCUGACGAUAUUGCCGGAGACACGGGGACGCAGUCUUGAUGAGAUCGAGAUGAAGUUCUCCAAGAAGAAAUCAGACAGCACUUCGACAAACGCUUGCCAGAUUUUCACCACCGUGUGGUCUCAGCCGAAAGAUGUCAGUCUUCAGCGAUUCGUGUCGAUUUCAGAAGAGAAGCAGCCGAACAUCGUAGCGAACGCUUACGCUUACGUCAACAUUUGUCUGGAGUUAUCGCCGGAGAACCUGGAGAAAAAUACCAAAGAUUCCGAGACGGAACCUUAUUCACUUCAGGUUUAACGAGAGUUAAUGUAUUCGAAUACAUGUGUUUUAGAAGUAUGAAAGGAUUUUGAUUUAAACACAUGUUUUGCGAAAAAUGUACAUAUAUAUAUAAUAAUAAUUGUUGCUUUAUAUAUAUAUAUAUAUAAAGCAACAAUUGAUUAAAAAUACGUUACUAUCGCCAAACGUUCCUUCAGUAUU